Contarinia nasturtii (swede midge) is the source of this 1998-nucleotide messenger RNA. RefSeq names its product maltase A1-like. NCBI's taxonomy places the organism in Eukaryota, Metazoa, Arthropoda, Insecta, Diptera, Cecidomyiidae. The transcript is spliced from 8 exons. Gene Ontology annotation, biological process: carbohydrate metabolic process. Bases 78 to 1847 code for a protein of 589 amino acids. The record is from RefSeq and is a predicted model, not a curated record.
UGUAUAGUUAAGUAAUUACUUGGUGGAUAAUCGGUUUCACGUUAGAAAAUGCUUAUAAGUACCGCAUUACUGAUAUCAUGUACAACGUUGAAAGCAGCGCAAUAGUCAACAUGUACGCCAAGACAAUUUUAUUCGUUUUCGCGACACUUUUGCCAGCAACCAUUUUUGGCCAAUCUGACGCCGAGACUUGGUUCAAGGGUGGAAAUUUUUAUCAAAUAUAUCCACGAUCAUUCAAAGAUGACAACAAUGACGGUAUUGGCGAUCUCAAAGGAAUCAUCUCAAAAUUGGAAUAUCUAAAGGACAUCGGAAUCGAUGGUGUUUGGUUAUCACCAAUUUACCAAAGUCCGAUGGUAGAUUUCGGAUACGAUAUCUCAGAUUUUACACAAAUUCAACCUGAAUACGGUACACUCGAGGAUUUCGAAGAAUUGGCAGAAAAUUGCAAGCGUCUUGGUGUUCGUCUCAUUUUGGACUUUGUUCCAAAUCAUACAUCUGACCAACACGAAUGGUUCAUCAAGUCGGUGAAUAAAGAGGAAGGAUAUGAAAAUUUCUACGUUUGGCAUCCAGGAAAAGUGAAUGAAACAACCGGUGAACGUAGCCCACCAUCUAACUGGUUAAGUGCUUUUCGUUAUUCAGCAUGGGAAUGGAAUGAAAAGCGUCAAGAAUAUUAUUUGCAUCAAUUUGCAAUUCAACAACCAGAUUUAAACUACCGAAAUCCAGAAGUACUUAAAAAAAUGAACGAGGUAUUGAUUUACUGGUUAGAAAAAGGAGUGUCUGGAUUUAGAAUUGACACAAUCCCAUCCCUGUACGAAGUUGCUCCCGACGAAAAUGGCAAUCUUCCCGAUGAAUUGCCAAGUGGUAAAUGUGACGAUCCCGACGCAAGCUGCUACUUGAAACAUAUUUACACAUAUGAUCAAGAUGAAACAUAUGAUGUUGUUUACGAAUGGAGAGAACUAUUGAACAAAUUUCAUGCGGACAAUGGUGGAGACCAACCAAUUUUAAUGACUGAAGCGUAUUCCGACUUGAAUCAUAUCGUCAGAUAUUAUGGAAACGGACAACGAAAUGGAUCACAAAUUCCAUUCAAUUUUCAUCUUUUGGCUAAAGUUAAUCGAAAUUCAAAGGCAGCCGAUUACAAAAAACUCAUUGAAGAAUUCUUGCAAGCUGUUCCAUCCGACUGUGAAGCCAACUGGGUGUUGGGAAAUCAUGAUCAAAAACGUGUGGCUAGCCGUCUCGGUGAAAAAAGAGUUGAUUUGUACAACAUUUUGCUGAAAACUCUGCCCGGUAUCUCUAUUACUUAUGCUGGCGAAGAAAUCGGUAUGACUGACGUAAUCAUUUCGUGGGAAGAUUCUGUUGAUCCACAAGCAUUAAAUACAAACGAAACAACCUAUUAUGCAUUUUCACGUGAUCCAGCUCGAACUCCCUUUCAAUGGGAUGAAUCGAAGAAUGCUGGCUUCAACAGAGGUAAUAAAACGUGGCUUCCGAUCAGCACUAACUACAAAUGCGUCAACGUCAGAACCGAAAGCACUCAACCCAAAAGCCAUUUGAAUGUAUACAAACGUUUGAUAAAACUCCGCAAAGAAGCAGGUCUUGGCGCUGCUUCAUAUGAAUCGGAACUUUUUGGAGAAAUUUACACAUACAAACGUCAAAAUGAUUCACUUAAGCCAAUAAUAGUGGCUUUGAAUUUCGGCAAUUCCUGGACAACGAUCGAUGUCUCAGCUAGAUACGGUGUAUCAGAAUCAUUGAAGGUCGUUACCGCAUCAACUGAGUCACAAUACGAAGAAGGACAAAUUAUAAAUGGUACUCGACUCACAUUGCCAAACGACGUGGGAAUUGUACUCACAACUGUUUAAAUCUUCGCAAAGGAACAGAGCUGUUACAGAGAGACACCGUGGAAGUGCGGGCACUAUUCUUGUAAGUGUCACUCUUUCUUGUAUACGGUAUCAAUAACAGCUUUGCGAAAGAAUAUAAUAGAUGACAAUAAAUUGCUACAAGUAUACGAAA